Molecule: messenger RNA, 558 nt
Organism: Pediculus humanus corporis (human body louse)
Lineage: Eukaryota; Metazoa; Arthropoda; Insecta; Psocodea; Pediculidae
Exons: 5
Coding region: 1-558 (185 amino acids)
Cellular component (GO): trans-Golgi network
Source: RefSeq, a predicted model, not a curated record
AUGGACCUUGUCAGUGUUCAAAUAACGAUGGUGAUUCCUCUGACGGUGUCCACUUCUUCGUACUUGUAUAUAUAUUAUCCUUGUCAAGAUUAUCCAUUGAUUUAUAAAGGUGGUAAAAAUGAAUGCACCGAUAAAUUUGGACUGUGUUAUUUUCUACCAUACAAUCAAACUGUAAAUCCAAUUAAUUAUAAUGAUGUUAUACAAAAUAAAACAAUUGUAGUUAUCCUACACUGUGAUGAAAAAAUUCAUGAUUAUAAAUUAACAGUUGUAAAUAAUUCCAAUGAUAAACAUGUAUUAAACCUUAGUACAAAAUAUGCAUGUAUUGAAACUGCAAAACACAUGUCAGGUUUUGGAGUUUUUAUGUUAAUAUUAGUCAUAGUUGCAAUUAUUUAUUUUGUCGGUGGUAUACUUAUAUUGAAAUUUUUAAGAGGAGCGACUGGUAUUGAAAUGAUUCCCAAUCACGAGUUUUGGUGUGGUUUACCUCAUUCCAUUAGGAAUUGUUUUAAUUAUGUUAAAAGUUGUGGAAAAGAAAAACCAGAUACAUAUGAUUCAAUAUAG